Messenger RNA from Alligator sinensis (Chinese alligator), 3979 nucleotides. It is a transcript of the gene RNF14, whose product is annotated as ring finger protein 14. Gene Ontology annotation, cellular component: ubiquitin ligase complex; cytoplasm. Gene Ontology annotation, molecular function: ubiquitin protein ligase activity; zinc ion binding; ubiquitin conjugating enzyme binding. The record is from RefSeq and is a predicted model, not a curated record. The transcript has 9 exons. Bases 981 to 2405 code for a protein of 474 amino acids. Gene Ontology annotation, biological process: positive regulation of proteasomal ubiquitin-dependent protein catabolic process; ubiquitin-dependent protein catabolic process; protein polyubiquitination. Lineage: Eukaryota; Metazoa; Chordata; Crocodylia; Alligatoridae.
AGUCCCGGCGUGGCCCCGGCCAGAGCCCGCUUCCGGGCAGGGGCAGCCUUGGCUUGGCGGGGGCGGGAGUGGGUUGACCAGGAGGUCCCGGGACAGGCGAGCGUGCGGGGAUUCGUGACCCAGGUCUGCUCCCCGCUUUAGGAGGUCCCCCACCCGGGGAAGCGAUAAGCCCCACCUGAGAGAGGGAGGCUAGCGAGAGGUUUAAAACGAGUGCGCCAAGGGGGGACGCCGAGUGCAGCGCGCCGAGUCCAAGGAGCCGGGGGCGCUGCCCGGUGAUACUCUGCCCGGAGACGGGAUGGAGCGUGGGAUAGGAAGGCAGCCUGGCGGUCCCGGGGGUCGCCUCCUUUCUGGUGGGGUAGAUCAUUCGCUUGGCAAGGGCAGGAGGAGGUUGGCCAGGAGGCCCCGGGACUUGGGGUUUCGGGUGGGGAGUGCGCAGACAGAAGGUGUGGGGAGUUCAGGCAGACAUCAGGACGCACGGCUUCAGGCAGGGUGGCCAGGAUCUGGAACCAGCUUCCAAGGGAAGUGGUGCUGGCUCCUUCCUUAGGGGUCUUUAAAAGGAGGCUAGAUAACUACCUCGCUGGGGUCAUAUGAGCCCAGUAUUCAUUCCUGCCCAGGGCAGGGGGUCGGACUUGAUGAUCUGCCCAGGUCCCUUUCGACCCUACAUCUGUGAACCUACGAGUAGUGACCCAGGAGACGGGGCAAGAUGGACCUGUGCUCUGACCCAGUCAGUGGCCAUUCUUAUGUUCUUAAGUGGAUGGAUCGCAGUCAACAAAUAUUGGGCUUCAUCGCCAUGUAUACCCUGACAACAGAACCUGUGGCCUUAUUGCUUCCUAAUGGAAAACAUUUGUGACAUCCGGUCCUUUCAGGAAUGAGCAGGGUUGGUGGCCUGGCUUUACUGACGUGACUGUGCUGGUUCACUGACCAAAACCUGUAACUUUAGUUGCUGCUGUUUUGAAACUACAACUGAAAAGAAAAUUUAAAUGUCUUCAGAAGACAAAGAAGCUCAGGAGGAUGAGCUGCUGGCUUUGGCUAGUAUUUAUGAUGAAGAUGAGUUCAAGAGAGCAGAGUCUGGCCAAGGAGGAGAAACUAAAAUCUGUUUCGAGUUGCCCCCAAAUUUCAAGAUAUUUGUGAGAGGCAGUCCUAAUGAGAGGCUCCUGCACAAUGGGUUUGAGUAUACAAUUUGUUUUCUGCCUCCACUUGUGUUGAAUUUUGAACUUCCACCAGACUACCCUUCAGCCUCCCCACCUGUGUUCACGCUCAGCGGCAAGUGGCUCUCCCGGACACAGCUCAGUGCUCUCUGCAAACACUUGGACAACUUGUGGGAGGAGAAUCGAGGUUGUGUGGUCUUAUUUGCAUGGACACAGUUUCUCAAGGAAGAAACACUAAGUUAUCUGAACAUUGUCUCCCCGUAUGAGUUAAAAAUUCACCACCAAGGAAAUGGGCAAUGCAGGACAUCAUUGGUGCCUCCAAAUGCUGAGCUGGAUAGUUGCGGUGCAGCAGGCACCACAACAGCUGAAGAAGAAAUCCUUGAUAAAAGAGCUGUACAGGAUGUGGAAUCUCUGUCAAGUCUAAUUAUGGAAAUUGUAGACUUUGAUCAGGCCCAACGGAAAAAAUGUUUUAACAGUAAGAUACACUUGUGCAGUAUCUGCUUUUGUGAGAAGCUAGGUGCUGAAUGUAUGUACUUCAUGGACUGCAGCCAUGUCUACUGCAAAGCCUGCAUGAAGGACUACUUUGAAAUUCAGAUCCGGGAUGGUCAGGUCCACUGCCUUAACUGUCCAGAACCAAAGUGCUCUUCUGUUGCUACUCCUGGUCAGGUUAAAGAACUGGUUGGAGAGCAGUUGUUUGCACGCUACGACCGCCUGCUUCUGCAGUCCAGCUUGGACUUGAUGGCAGACGUGGUGUAUUGCCCUCGCCCAUGCUGUCAGACUCCAGUGAUGCAGGAACCUGGUUGCACCAUGGGCAUAUGUUCCAGUUGCAACUAUGCCUUCUGCACCCUCUGCAAAAUGACUUACCAUGGAGUGUCUCCAUGUAAAGUCACUGCAGAGAAGCUAACGGAGUUACGUAACGAGUACCUAGAAGCAGAUGAGGCCACAAAAAGAUUUUUAGAACAGCGCUAUGGCAAGAGGGUGAUUCAGAAAGCCCUGGAGGAGAUGGAAAGUAGAAAAUGGCUAGACAAGAAUUCAAAAUGCUGUCCUUGUUGUGGUACUCAUAUAGAGAAACUAGACGGUUGUAACAAGAUGACGUGCAAUGGCUGUAGGCAGUACUUCUGCUGGAUUUGUCUGGGGUCUUUGUCUAGGGUGAACCCAUAUCAGCACUUUCAUGAUUCAUCCUCUCCGUGCUUUAACCGGUUGUUUCAAGGUAUGCAUGUUGAUGACAGUGAUUCGGAUGCUGAAGAUGAAGAUUAGUUGCAUCCUCUAAUACUAAGAGCUGAAGAAACCAGAAAUGGAUUUUUCCUUUUUUGUUGUUGUUUGUUUGUUUGCUUUUUAGCUUGGUUACAUGAUAAAAGAGUGAAACAGUGCACGCUGCAGGAUGCAUACACAACAAUUCACAGGCUGUUUCCAGAAACAGAAGACCUCUGAUGCUUUAAGGUCCUUAUGUUCAUGUCCAGUGCUAAACAAAGUGAACAAACUAAUAGCCAAAAAUUUAAAAACAGUGUAGGAAACUCUACAUAUUGUGAUGCACCCCUUUCUCUGAAACACUUUCUGGAAAGAUUUCUGGGAAUUUAUUCAGGGGAUCCAGCCUUGUAAGGGUCUUUGGAUUCCAGCCUGCAUGGUUUACAGCACUGUCCUGUACCUGAAAAGGGCUGGAUGUGCUGUCUCUGGAGCUCUUCAGUGAUGCUGCCCGUGCCCAUCAGAGAGAGGCUUAUUAAAAUACAGCACAGGAAUUUCUUCCUGUCUGCAGAAAUUGCCAGUUGCUUCCCUAGCAUCCCCUGACCUGGAUCCAGAUUGACUCAUGUCUAGUAAUCCACUGCUCUGGUACUGCUGCAGUUUACUUGUGAUGGGGAAUUUGGGAGCGGUUUUUCUUCCCUUCAGUAAACCUAGUUACCUUGAUUUUUGCUGAAUCUCUCUGUAGAAAAGUUACAGCCACUUAUUGCAUAUUUGGUUUGGUUCAUUAAUUAAUCUCCAUAUUACUAUAGUAUAUUAACUUAUUUGUUUGGUUCUUAUUUGCAUAAUGAUGAAUACUAAAGCAGCUGAUAGAAUUUGUGCCCAGUCUGUGAAAUUCAGUACAGUUCUUUUUAACCAAAUAUUUGUGAGGUGAUUAAAUAAAGCAAACUUCUGCUGAGCUGAAUUUUUACAGAUGUACAGUCAGUGGUAAGUUGAACCUUUCAGCUGACUGAAGACUGCCUGUUUUUCCUUCCGAAAGUCUAAUAUAAUGUUAGUGAAGAAAAUGUUAUGGUAAAUACUUCUGUCUAAAGAACUUGCAUAGAUAAAUGGCUCUGGAGUACUAUCAGCUCUGCUUCUGAACUAGAUCACUCGUUCAUGCUGUUAUUACAUGUCAAAAUGGCGUUAAGCUGUUGGAUAAAUAAAUCUUCUGCUGCCAGGGCUUCAGUAGAAGUCUCUGAAGCAAGAAAGCAAUGAUUGGAAGAAACCACUACACUGUCAGAACUGCUUUUCACGUACACGAUGGACAGAAAAUAUUGUGCUCAUGUUCUGUGUUUAAAAUGAAGCCCAGGUGCUUGGUAAUGCUGCAGAGCCUUGAGAGGAACAGUUCACAUCCAGCUUUUGUUGUUAGUAAAUAAAUCUUUACUCAGAUGUACUUGGCCAAACCGAGCAGUGGUUUUAGCUCGCUUCUUUAGAAGACAAAUAUUCCUGUUGCACAACUCGCCAUCAUAGCUGGUAGACUUAGGAGAGAUCAAAGAUAUGGAAGACACAGGACAAAUUCCAUAUCAUGUGGAGAUGGGCCAUGGUUGCCUUGGAUGAGGCCAGGGUAUGCAGGGUGAGUUUGCUUUUUGCUAAUAUUGUGUAUAAUUUGUACUUCU